AUGGCCUCCCAACUGCUACCCCUCGAGCUUAUCGACAAGUGUGUCGGCUCUAGAAUUUGGGUCAUCAUGAAGGGUGAUAAGGAAUUCAGUGGAACACUCGUUGGAUUCGAUGACUACGUCAACAUGGUCCUUGAGGAUGUGACUGAGUUUGAUUACUCGGGAAACCACACCAAGCUACCCAAGAUUCUACUCAACGGUAACAACAUUUGCAUGUUGAUCCCCGGUGGUGAGGGCCCAGAAGGGGCUGCUUGA
Messenger RNA from Fusarium pseudograminearum CS3096, 252 nucleotides. RefSeq lists its product as uncharacterized. Gene Ontology annotation, cellular component: U6 snRNP; Lsm1-7-Pat1 complex; U4/U6 x U5 tri-snRNP complex. Bases 1 to 252 code for a protein of 83 amino acids. Gene Ontology annotation, molecular function: RNA binding. Gene Ontology annotation, biological process: mRNA splicing, via spliceosome. The record is from RefSeq and is a predicted model, not a curated record. NCBI's taxonomy places the organism in Eukaryota, Fungi, Ascomycota, Sordariomycetes, Hypocreales, Nectriaceae. The transcript is spliced from 6 exons.